Messenger RNA from Gekko japonicus, 1094 nucleotides. It is a transcript of the gene SLX9, whose product is annotated as family with sequence similarity 207 member A. Gene Ontology annotation, cellular component: 90S preribosome; preribosome, small subunit precursor; nucleolus. The transcript is spliced from 6 exons. Bases 54 to 704 code for a protein of 216 amino acids. Gene Ontology annotation, biological process: maturation of SSU-rRNA from tricistronic rRNA transcript (SSU-rRNA, 5.8S rRNA, LSU-rRNA). NCBI's taxonomy places the organism in Eukaryota, Metazoa, Chordata, Lepidosauria, Squamata, Gekkonidae. The record is from RefSeq and is a predicted model, not a curated record.
GCUGCUUUAGUCCGUGGUCGGAGGGGGGUGGGGGCUGCUGGUUUUCUGUUGUCAUGGUGGGCAAAGUGGUGAAGCGGUCUCGGUUGCACCUGGUGGCGCCGAAACUGCCUAAGCCGACCUGGGGCUUGGGUCAGGCAACGGUGGAGGAAGGAGUCGGGACUUGGCCGGGGCCUCCCGAAAAGGUCCAGACAUUUUUGCCCUCCAACAUCUUUGCUGGGGUGAAGAUCGACCCAAAAACUCUGGUAAAAAAGUUAGACGCGGAUUCACGAAGCAUUGUUUCAGUCAUAAAAGGUGAGGAAAAGAAGGUUCUUUUGUCUAAGAAAGAUAAAAUGAAGCUGCGCAAGGAGAGAUGGCUGCAGAAAAUAGAAGAUAUUAAGCUAGCAAGAAAACUACAAAAAGCAGAGGCAAAGAGAAAAGCUACCCCAGUCGUCGGAGACAUGAAUCCAUUGAUGGACGCUUUGCCUGAGCUCUCAGACCUGGUAACCGUCAGCAAGUUCUCCAAACAGCCAAAGAUCCAGGCAAAGAAGACGGCGGCAAACUUCAGUCAGAUGAAACCAGCCCAGAAGCGCCGGGUUCUAGAGGAUGAUAUUGCACAGUUCCACAAGGUGCUGUCCGACCCCUUGUUCAAAGCCAGCCCUCUGGCACUCAUCGGCGUUCAUCUUUCCAAAAGAUUGAAGCAGGAGAGGGAGGGAGAACCCCUCUAGCAUCCUCACCGGGACAACUGGAGAGCACCAGAGACUGGAUUCUGUUUACACACACCCGCCCAGGAGUUCAACGUCCCUUUCAAGUCCACGGGAUUGCAAUGACCUCGAGUGACCUCAUUUUCUGUCAACAGAAAUAAUGCUGCCAGCCCCGCCGAUUUAGACUGCUAGCUGUAGCUACAGCCCUGACUUAUUGUUUUGCGGAGAGCUCGGUGGAUCUGUGAUUAUCCUCAUCGCCCACUCCCGUGUUAAGUCACAGGCCAGCUGUUGUUUCUGGGAAGCAAAAGUUUAAAGCCACCAUCCUCUCUCCGCCGGGUAGUAUUUGCGCCAAUCCCCUGAAAUACGUUGCUUUAUUUAAUCGGGGUUAAUGGCUGCCGCUCCUUCCCGUUUCCA